GCUAAAAUGCACCUAGUUUAGUGCUGACAACUUCAGUACGGGCCUUCUUAUUCGCGGAUAUUAAUGCUCAUUGAAAGCCUCGUGUGAUCCAGCCCCCACGUGCAAUAUAUUGUGUAGAAAAGUACUGAAGACUCAAUGAGAUACAAAUUGACCCACGACGAUCAUAUACCUAUCCAAGCACUUCGGGGCGAAGCGAUGCUACCAUGCCAACUCAUCCUUCCGCAGCAACUUGUCCGAUCCUGAUCGUCGGUUAAAAGGUUUCGGAGAAGAAUGGUUGCGCUUCUUGGCAUUCAUUGAAACUUUCUUGAUUUGCUUGUUAUUUGCUUGUUACUUGUCGGUUGGUUGGUUUUAUUUAAUUUAUUGAUUUGGCUUUUUUUACCCAGCAUGUUUUUCUAGGUAAGCCGUCAAUUACACCAUAGACAUUGAAAUGGGAAAGCCAUUCGAAUUUCAUACUUCACUGGUACUGCAGCAAUGGAGUCUGUUGAAUGAAUUGCUGCGCGGUGCCGCCGGGGAUUUGGUCCUCAAUGGCAGCGGACUAGAUAUUCCUCAUGUGGUUUACAUUGCCAGAUAUGCAGGCAAUGUGAGCAUAAACCCUGCUGCCUACGAAUCAAUUAACCAGAGCCAUGCUGCCAUUGCCAAGAGCCUUUCCCAAGGGAAUGUCAUCUACGGAGUGAAUACUGGAUUCGGAGGCUCAGCAGAUAUACGCGCAAACGACGUCCUAGCACUGCAGCGCGUCUUAACCCGCGAACUAAGCUAUGGCCUAUUACCCCCAGGGGCGCGUGAUCCUCGCCCUUCAUCUGAUCGCCAGAAGUCCGCAUAUCAGGCGUUCGAUCUGAGUCUCGAACAUGCAGCCGAGUCUCAGCAUCUGCCACUUCCUUGGGUGCGGGCUGCAGUCUUACUGCGUCUAAACUCGCUGGUCAAAGGCCACUCGGGUGUCCGGCCCGUCAUCGUAGAUCGCUUACGGGAUCUUCUUUCCAAGAAUAUCAUCCCCAUGGUUCCGAUGCGGGGGAGUAUCUCUGCGUCGGGAGAUUUGAGUCCUAUCGCAUAUAUUAGCGGUGUACUUCAGGGCAAGCCAACAAUCCGAGUUUUCCGUCCAGGCAAUGGACGCGAUGUAUACGCCGACGAGGCUCUUGCGGAGGCCGGUGUGGAACCGAUAUCCCUGACAGCCAAAGAGGGUCUCGCGAUCGUCAACGGAACGGCCAUGUCGGCGGCAUGCGCCACGCUCGUGCUACAUGAUACACACCAGCUGGCCAUGUUGGGACAAAUUCUGACGGCGAUGACGGUGGAAGCACUGCUAGGCUCGCCGGAGAGCUUCGACCCCUUCUUCGCGGACGUGCGUCCGCAUCCAGGACAGAUCGAGAGCUCACGGAACAUCCGGGUGUUCCUGCGUGGGUCUCGACUCGCGCAGCAGAAAGACGGCAAGGAUGGGUCGCUCCGCCAGGAUCGAUAUUCAAUCCGCACCGCGGCGCAGUGGAUCGGGCCCGUGCUCGAAGAUCUGCUACUAGCUCACCAGCAAAUCAGCAUCGAGUGCAACUCGGCCACCGAUAACCCGCUCGUCAACGGCGACGGACAGUUCCUGCAUGGCGGCAACUUCCAGGCCAAGGCCGUCACCUCGUCCAUGGAGAAGAGUCGUCAGGCUGUACAGGCUAUUGGCCGCAUGCUCUUCACCCAGUGUCAGGAGAUGAUCAACCCCGCCACCAGCUGGGGUCUGCCGCCGAACCUGGUUGCAGAUGAACCCAGCCAGUCCGGCAUCUUCAAGGCCAUUGACAUUUACAUCUCGGCCUUGACCUCCGAGCUUGGGUUCCUGGCGGGCCCCGUUAACCAUGUCUACAAUGCCGAGCUGGGCAACCAGUCGUUGAACUCGCUGGCUCUGAUCUCCGGUCGAUACACUGCGACGGCCGUGGGUGUGCUUACGGAGCUCGUCGCAGCGCAUCUGCUUUCCGCGUGUCAGGCGCUGGAUCUCCGUGCCAUGCAGUUGCAAUUCUUAGACGGAGUCAAGCCUGAGUUCUUCACCCGCACUGCCUCAAUCGCGAACAAGCAGGGCCUAAACACAGAGGCUAGUAAGAACCUCCCAAGCACACUAUGGGCCCAUCUCCAAAAAGGACUAGAACAGACCGUCUCAAUGGACAGUGUAGAUCGGUUCCCUCACAUAGCCAAGACUAUGCGUGUCCCUAUUCUGGAUUGUGUGCCGUCUCAAAAUGCCAACAUUGAAGAUAUGCACUCGUUCAUUGACCAGCUCGGUCCCUGGCUCCACGAAGCAUGGUGUGCCAACCGGGACGCCUACCUGGUCCAUGGCGAUGCCAGCCCCAUGCUGGGAGACGGCUCGAAGAAGAUGUAUCGCUUCGUGCGGACAACUCUUGGGGUGCCGAUGUUGUGUACGAGGAGGAUCUUGACGCCCACUGCGGAGGCGAUGGCUACCGGACGGGUGGAGGAGGCGCCCACGGUGGGCGGAUACACAAGUCUCAUUUAUCGGGCAAUUCAGCGAGGUGAAUUCUUGCCGGUCAUCCAGGAGCUGCUGGAGGAGUGUUUGACGAAGGAGGAGCUGGAGCGGUAGUUUCGUUGUCUAUAUUCUGUUGAAUGAGCGCUGUAUUGUCGUAGAAUAUACGCUAAAUCGAACAACAUAGAUACCAUUUUCCUAUCAAUUAGAGAGUCGCGAGUCUUAUACCGAGUCUUAUCAUCAUAAUUUU
Aspergillus pseudonomiae is the source of this 2687-nucleotide messenger RNA. RefSeq names its product aromatic amino acid ammonia-lyase. NCBI's taxonomy places the organism in Eukaryota, Fungi, Ascomycota, Eurotiomycetes, Eurotiales, Aspergillaceae. The transcript has 3 exons. Gene Ontology annotation, cellular component: cytoplasm. The coding region runs from base 428 to 2554 and encodes 708 amino acids. Gene Ontology annotation, molecular function: ammonia-lyase activity. The record is from RefSeq and is a predicted model, not a curated record. Gene Ontology annotation, biological process: L-phenylalanine catabolic process.